This is a messenger RNA of Zygosaccharomyces rouxii, 1083 nucleotides long. RefSeq names its product cytochrome oxidase assembly protein SHY1 (gene SHY1). The transcript has a single exon. The record is from RefSeq and is a predicted model, not a curated record. NCBI's taxonomy places the organism in Eukaryota, Fungi, Ascomycota, Saccharomycetes, Saccharomycetales, Saccharomycetaceae. Gene Ontology annotation, biological process: mitochondrial respiratory chain complex IV assembly. Gene Ontology annotation, cellular component: mitochondrion; membrane. The coding region runs from base 1 to 1083 and encodes 360 amino acids.
AUGUUUACACGUCAGCUGGGCCUUUUGGGUUCGUCUCAAAGACUUGCAGUCAAAAGGUUAUGUGCCAAGAGAAAUGUCAAGACGUCAACCGUGGACUGGAAGCCUAUUAAAACAAGCAAGACUCCCGGCGAUCAUGAAAGGAAAAGGGGAGGAUUUGGUAAAAAGAUUGCAUUAGGAUUAAUGAUUGCUAUGCCCGUAAUAUCAUUCUAUUUGGGUACUUGGCAAGUACGCAGACUGGAAUGGAAGAAUAAUUUAAUUGCCAGAUGUGAAAGUAGAUUGACUUAUCCACCAGUACCCUUACCCAAGAGGUUCACACCUGAUCUAGCAGAAAAUUGGGAAUACCGUAAAGUGCUACUCAAGGGUCACUUUGUGAAUGAAGAAGAGAUGUUUGUUGGACCUCGUGUGAGAAACAGUAAGAAAGGGUAUAUUUUAUUUACACCAUUUGUGAGGAAAGAUACUGGUGAAAAAGUAAUAGUAGAAAGAGGUUGGAUUUCUGAAGAGAAUGUCAAUCCCCAGUUAAGGAAACUACACCAUUUGUCUGUUCCAACAAGUGAUAAUACUGAAAUCAUGUGCAUGGUGAGAGUCCCACGUAAAAGAGGAUCAUUUCAAUGGGAAAAAGAGGAUCAAAAUUCAAGAUUAUGGCAAGUUCCAGAUGUGCUUGAAAUGGCUUCUGUUACAGGCUCAACCCCUCUGCAUUUACAAGCGGUUUACGAUUUAAGUGAUCAUAGAUGGGACGAAUCACAAGAACAGGAGAUCGACACAGGUAAGAAAUCAAGUUCUUGGGCAUUCUGGAAAAAAAACGAGAGUCAAACUCACGACUCUUCAUCACAAAAGAAACAUCAAUUGGAACCCCUGGGAGAAUAUACAGAAUGGCAAUUUGUACAAGCUGGUGUUCCCAUAGGUAAAGAACCCAAGAUCGAUUUGAGAAAUAACCAUUUACAGUACUUAGUGACGUGGUAUGGAUUGUCAUUUCUAAGUACUAUAUUCCUGAUAGUAGCAUUAAAGAAGUACAGAAGGGGAUCUGCAAUAUCGCAAACCCAAUUGAAAAAGGAGAAAUUAAGGCAUGCCAAGAGAUUUAUGUGA